Messenger RNA from Lobosporangium transversale, 1740 nucleotides. RefSeq names its product acyl-CoA N-acyltransferase. The coding region runs from base 152 to 1690 and encodes 512 amino acids. Gene Ontology annotation, biological process: regulation of DNA-templated transcription; amino acid metabolic process. Lineage: Eukaryota; Fungi; Mortierellomycota; Mortierellomycetes; Mortierellales; Mortierellaceae. The record is from RefSeq and is a predicted model, not a curated record. The transcript has a single exon. Gene Ontology annotation, molecular function: histone acetyltransferase activity.
AUUGCUCCAUAUUUAUUAAGUAUUCGCUCGAACAACCUCAUUCAGUCUCAUACAUUAAUACAUAAACAAUUAUUCCCCAAAGCUUUCCUCAUCCAACAGACAACCCCUAAUCGUCACAGUAAAAUAAACGCCACCAAAACCCCAUAUCAGCAUGUCAGCCGCCUCAAGCCCAUUUCCAAGUAUAGUUGUUACAGGAGGCACCAUUGGCUCAAUAAUCGUCGGGUGCAAACUACAAGUCCUUCAUGGUCAACCUCCAGAGUAUCGUAAAGCUGAGAUCCUUUCUAUGCGACCAGCACCCAGUGUAGACGAUCCCAACCGCUGCGAAUACUAUGUUCAUUAUUCUGACUACAACAAACGUCUGGAUGAAUGGGUUGCACCAGAAAGACUCAAUUUGCAUGGCGAAAUUGAAUAUCCUAAAGUUAAGAAGGCAAAAGCUGUACUUGCAGGCAUUGGCAAAGAAACUGGUAAGGGCUCAGAACCAGGCACACCUGGAGGACGAGUCUCAAAGAAUAAUCGAAAGAGCCAGCUGAGCAAAGCAGCCACGACAGGAAAGGGAGCAGACUCUGCAGCAGCCCCAGGGACCUCUGGAUCAAACAAACGUAAGGCAUCCGCUAUGGAAGAAGGAAGCAGUAGCCAGGAAAAGACAGCUAUUGGAGUCACUCCGAGUAUUCAGGUCAACGGUGAAGACGAAGAUGAAGAUGAAGACAUGAAUGGAGAGAAUGAUUCCGUCAUAGGAGGUCAAGAAGAGAAUGGAGAGGUGUUUUCAAAGGAACAGGAGAUCGAAAAACUCCGGACAUCAGGCUCUAUGACUCAAAAUCCUCAUGAGGUCGCUCGUGUCAAGAAUUUGAACUUAAUACAAAUUGGGAAGCAUGAAGUCGAGACUUGGUACUUUUCUCCUUAUCCGGUUGAAUAUGCGCACUUACCUAUCCUAUACAUCUGUGAGUUCUGCUUAUCUUAUUUUCCAGCAGUGAAACAGCUCUCUCGGCAUCGUCUCAAAUGUACAUUGCAGCAUCCACCGGGCAACGAGAUAUAUCGCAAGGAUGACAUUUCAUUUUUUGAAAUUGAUGGGCGGAAGCAAAAAGUAUAUUGUCGGAACCUUUGCUUAUUGUCAAAGCUCUUUCUGGACCACAAAACACUUUAUUAUGAUGUGGAUCCUUUCUUAUUCUAUGUAAUGACGAUGCGGGAUGAGGAUGGAGCACAUUUCAUUGGUUACUUUUCCAAGGAGAAGGAAUCUACAGAGCAAUACAAUGUCGCAUGUAUUUUGACGAUGCCGCAAUAUCAGAGGAUGGGAUUCGGCCGAUUAUUGAUUCAGUUUUCGUACGAGCUAUCAAAGGUUGAGAAAAGGUUGGGAUCACCCGAAAAGCCAUUGUCAGAUUUGGGGCUAUUGUCAUACCGAGCGUUCUGGUCCGAGAUCAUUGUCCAGAUGCUGAUAGAGCAGCAGAAAACAGGAAUUGAGCUGUCGAUUGAUGAUAUUGCCAAUAGGACAGCGUUUCAGCCGCAGGAUGUGUUGCACACAUUACAGAAUCUCAAUGCGCUCAAGUACUAUCAUGGACAAUACGUUAUCGUAUUGAGUGACACUGUAAUUAAGAACGCAGAGAGGGCAUUCAAGAAGAAGAAGCGUGAGAUUGAUCCUAAGGCACUAAUCUGGAAGCCAAUCCACUUUACAGCCACGCAGUUGCGAUUUUUGUAACAAUUUACAGGUUCAGUUUUUAGUUGAAAUAAAAGUAAAACAAGCAGUCA